Molecule: messenger RNA, 1034 nt
Organism: Megalops cyprinoides (Indo-Pacific tarpon)
Lineage: Eukaryota; Metazoa; Chordata; Actinopteri; Elopiformes; Megalopidae
Gene: cdkn2
Product: cyclin-dependent kinase inhibitor 2A/B (p15, inhibits CDK4)
Exons: 2
Coding region: 290-679 (129 amino acids)
Biological process (GO): negative regulation of cell population proliferation; regulation of cyclin-dependent protein serine/threonine kinase activity
Cellular component (GO): nucleus
Molecular function (GO): protein kinase binding; cyclin-dependent protein serine/threonine kinase inhibitor activity
Source: RefSeq, a predicted model, not a curated record
GUGCGCAGAACGGUACUGCAGCAACGCAAGUGACGUUUGGCAAAUUUGAAACAGGCAAGUCUGAACAUAUAUCUUAUGCGUGGUCCCUAUGAUCAUACGCAGAGGAAUAUCCUGAAUGCGCGCAGCCACGACAUGGUGAUUGCCUGUUUCAUAUGAACCCGACCUGCAACCAGCCGACAGACGUAACGUGACAGUUAGUUGUGUGUUUUAAAUUUACAGAGCUCGCGAUGGGUUUGCAUUGUUGACAUUGUACCUGUCAAGUGGAAUCAAGUACUGGUUGUUAACAAAAAUGUUGGUAUCCACGGCGGCUCCGGAGGAUGAGUUAGCAUCAGCAGCGGCGACUGGAAACACUGAGCGCGUGGGAAUUUUACUGCAAGAUGGAGUUGAUGUCAACGCAGUAAAUUGCUUUGGACGAACACCUCUGCAGGUGAUGAUGAUGGGUAGCACUGCAGUGGCUCAUUUACUGCUCAGACACGGAGCAAAUCCCAACGUUUCUGACUGCCACACCGGCGCUACUCCGCUCCAUGAUGCUGCAAGAGAGGGCUUUCUGGAGACGGUGGAGAUCCUAAUCCAGUUCCACGCCGACAAAAAUGCCACGGACAAUAGAAACUACCGACCUAUUGAUGUAGCUCGAGAGAACGGACACCUGGAGGUUGUGUCUUAUCUGGAAUCUUUGUAAAUACAGCACAGUGUAAUACGUUUUUUGACUGGCAUAAAUGACGUUUGUCUGCAGGCUGUUUUAAUUUAUAGUUAAGUAAUGUAUAGAGUGUUAGAGCUAAAAAGAUUUUUUGUUGUAGUCUGUGAAACAGACAUUUAUUUAUUCGUUGCAAUGUGAAGGUUAGUUUAGUUACAUGUUUUCUAAUUUAAUCAACGGUUUUAUUAGCUCACAGAGCCACGGACGAAGUGGAAGAUUUAUCAUGGCAUGGGCAAUAUUUAAAUACUGACAGAGUGUUGAUUUGUCUUCCAUUUGAUUAGCACGCAAUGAAUACACGCAAUCAUAAAAAAAAUCAGUAUCACAGCUGAGGCAUAGAGAA